AACACAAACACCUUUCCUCUCUUUUCACUCUCUACAAAGCAUUUCAUUUUCCGUCCAAGUUUCCGAUCAAAUGGCGCCGAAAGUAGCAGAGAAGAAACCGGCAGAGAAGAAACCCGCUGAAGAAAAGAAAGCUGAGAAAGCACCAUCAGCAAAGAAACCCAGAGCUGAGAAGAAAUUACCAAGCAAAGAUGCUUCAUCAACAGAUAAGAAGAAGAAGAAAUCAAAGAAAUCAGUUGAGACUUACAAGAUUUACAUCUUCAAAGUCUUGAAACAAGUUCAUCCUGAUAUUGGUAUUUCUAGCAAAGCUAUGGGAAUCAUGAACAGUUUCAUCAAUGAUAUCUUUGAGAAACUGGCUGCUGAAUCGUCGAGAUUAGCGAGGUACAACAAGAAGCCAACUAUUACUUCUCGAGAGAUUCAGACUGCUGUUCGCCUUGUUCUUCCUGGUGAAUUAGCUAAACAUGCUGUUUCUGAGGGUACCAAAGCUGUUACCAAAUUUACUAGUUCUUAAAUCUGUGUUUCUGUUUCUUAGAUCUGAGAAAAUUAGGGUUUCAUAGAUGUAAGUAUUUAGUAUUUUCAAUGUUCCGAAGAAUCAAUGUAAUCAAUUUCAGAUCCAAUUAUCUUGUUAGUGAAAUCAGAUGUCUUCAAUUUUUGGAAAAAUGAAUCAAUUGAAAUCCAUUUUUGGAA
Molecule: messenger RNA, 684 nt
Organism: Papaver somniferum (opium poppy)
Lineage: Eukaryota; Viridiplantae; Streptophyta; Magnoliopsida; Ranunculales; Papaveraceae
Product: histone H2B-like
Exons: 1
Coding region: 71-508 (145 amino acids)
Biological process (GO): nucleosome assembly
Cellular component (GO): nucleosome
Molecular function (GO): DNA binding; structural constituent of chromatin; protein heterodimerization activity
Source: RefSeq, a predicted model, not a curated record